AGUGACAGUUGACGUUUGUAAAAAAAGGACGCCCGCUUUGCAGUUAGUUUACUUUUGAAAAUUUUCCUAUUUUUCGUGUGUUUUUUAGGACUCCACUCGGCCCCAUGAACUAAAAUUGUAAUGCGCGUGUAACCGGGCGGAUAACCAAAUUGUACAGGACAUGGAUGAGAGCAAUAGUUGACUGCUAUGGUAAGAUAAAUAAACUGGCAAGUAAAAUCGCAACUGCACUGUGCACUGGCCACCAAGUGAUGUCAGGGGUAACCAAAUUUUCAACUGGCUCAUUUUCACUUUUUUCGCAGGAGGAUGUAAGUAAACUGACAAAAGAGGAGUUUUUAAAGUUCUUAAACUGUUCCCACCAGAGCACCAAGACUGAGAGGAUCGUGGCCGUCGGUCCGAGAAAUUCCAGAAAGAUUCUACUGAAAGAAUUUGGAAGAUAUUCGGCUUUGAGCUUGGAACUCGACGAGUAUGCUUUAAACAAGCAGAUUUUGAGGAUACCGUUGCCCAAAGUUGAUAUAACAAAAUUAUCAGCCAGGCAAGUAGCAAACAGAUUCAGAACUGAGAAAACUGAAAAGAAAAGGAAAAGAAAUAAUGCUGUAGUCAGCAGGUUCGGCAGAAAGUUAAAAAAGAAACAGCUAAACAUUCAGAGUUUAACCAGAAAUACCAGAUCCAGUUCUGUUCCAUUACCGAAGGUACCAAACUCCCCUGAACGCCCAACAAAAUCCUUUGACCUCUUGGCACCUUCGAAACCCCUUAAAGUUACAGUACCAACAAUAACUUACCGAAGAAAACCAAAAGUAGAAAAAGUGGAAGUAGAAGAGAAUAAAAAAAAUAUGGCCGCAACUGUACAACAUUCGAGCGGCCCAGUUGUGUCUCCGACACCAACAAAACCCCAGUUUAUAAUUAAAUAUGUUCCAACUGAGCCAACGUACUUUUUAAAAAUGGCACCCAUUAAGCACCCCGAGGAUGGUAAACUGAAAUAUUCUUUCGAUACUUUGGUGAAAGACAUUAAAAAUAUGAAACUGCCUUCGCCGACCUGGAAGAUCAAGGUGGUGGUGAAAAGUAACAAAAUUGCCUCGAUUAUAUUUACCAACAAGUGCGUUUUGGAGAGGACUGUUCAUUUUAGUGCUAAAAGUGAUUAUUUUCAGAUUGUUAUAGAAAAUAAGUCGGCCAUCUUGCUGGGUUCGCCCAGUGAGGUUUGUAAUGUAGAAGAUAUAGAGAUACUGUUGAAUAUCAUUCACACGAUUAACGCGAAUAAUCCGAUGAUUUAUUAUAAGAAUUAAGGGAAAUUUUAUUUGAGUUUAGAUUGUGAAGUGAUUUGUGGACUUUUAUAAGUUGCUUAUUUCAUGUGUCUUUUCUUAAUCAUUUUAUGAUCUUUAUAAGUUUUUCGGUAUUUUUUCUAGAUUGGUUUAAUAGGAUUUUAUUAAAAGAAUGUUUAUAUAUUAA
Messenger RNA from Anthonomus grandis grandis, 1443 nucleotides. RefSeq lists its product as uncharacterized. Lineage: Eukaryota; Metazoa; Arthropoda; Insecta; Coleoptera; Curculionidae. The record is from RefSeq and is a predicted model, not a curated record. The transcript has 2 exons. Bases 165 to 1280 code for a protein of 371 amino acids.